AGCUAAUGCACAGGUGUAAAUAGCCACACCGACGCUUAGCGGGCGGGCAAAAAUUAAGUGUGCAGCGUGCGAUAAAAGAUUACGGAUGCCAAAAACAGGUGGAAAAAUGUAAAAGAUCAGUUCAGAAAGGAGGUGAAAAAAAUACCCAUUCCCAGAUCGGGAGCCAGUGAACCACCUGUAAGACCAAAGUGGCAGUAUUUUGAACAAAUGUAUUUUUUAAAAGAUUUUGUUACUCCUUCCCCUACACAGGGGAAUUUGAUUUCUUGCAAUGAAGAUUCAAAUGAAAUCGAAGAACUUCAUUCCGUUGAAAAUAAUGAAAACAAUCUUCUUCACCCUCAUCAAUGCCGCUACGAACACCAUCUAGAAGCAGCUCAAUUUCUCAAGUACGUAAAAGGACCAAAAAAGAAUUUUUAAGUUUAGAAACUAAAAAAAUUGAAAUGU
Molecule: messenger RNA, 441 nt
Organism: Acanthoscelides obtectus
Lineage: Eukaryota; Metazoa; Arthropoda; Insecta; Coleoptera; Chrysomelidae
Source: the annotation of a GenBank genome assembly